ACUGCGCACAAUCAAUAGAGAGCGUUUUAAUGCUUACGUAAAGCUCCUUCCCUUAAAAUUGAAGCGUUGAAAGAAAUAUAUAUUUUUAUAACGAUGAUUAAGAUAAUAACAGAAAUAAUGGGUAUUGAUUGAAAAAUAGUGUGUGGCGAGAAAGGUUCAUAGAUGAGGCUCAGACUAGAUAAUGCACAAAAUAACCAAAGGCUUGAAGAAGAAAAAGAAAGGUAAAAAAUCUAAACAUAAGGAAGAGGAGCUUUUCAAACCAGAAGAGUUAGAGGCUUAUCGCAGGGAGCAUCAAGCGCAUACUCCAAGUGGUGCUGAGAACGAAGAAUGGAAAAAAUUUCAUGCUCUCACCUCAGGGGUUGAUAACGUCCUCCAGAAAACCCAGGAAGAACUUAGUCGUAUCAAAGAAACAAGUUUUUUCCAGCGUGUUGCCACUCCUAGUGAGGAAAAACGAAGAGCGGAGGAGGAGGCGAAAAAAGAACUUUCUCAAGCAACCCAACAGCCUGUAGAGCCUGAAGAACCUCAACUCCCUGAUCCAAACAAACUAGGGAUCGUUCAGGUAUCCGAUUCUGAAUCAGAAGCCGAUGAUGAAGACGAUGAUAUCUUUGAUACCGCAUACAUUGAUGCCAUAGCUGCUGGUGAGGUGAAAUUAGCUUAUAUUCCUGAAUCUCCUACUGAAUUCGAGGGCAACGAUCCUUUCGAUACUUCAUACGCCGAGAAGGCUAUACUUGGACCAGCUGCUCAGACGAAAAAAGGAAAGAAAUUGGUGCCCAUUGGUGCAGCUGUAGAGGUCCUAACAGGAAGAGUACAGUUGCCCACUUGUAGUACACAAAGACCUGCUGCGAACAGAAGGCAAAUCUUUCAAGAUAGGGAUCUCCUUCUAGGAAGCUUUGACGACAACGCCAAUUCUAUUGCUGAAUGCAUUAAAGAUACGCCUGAUCAACCUCCCAAGACACUUCUAGACGAAGAAGCGCCACCAGAUCUAGCAAGUGAACCCAUUGACUUAUCGAAAUCGCUCUACAUUCCACCGAUACCGGUCACCCCAUCUCCAAUAUCCCAGAGUUCAGGGCACAACCUCGAGGAUUCUGAGGACGACGAAUUUGCUCAACUUGCUACAGAAAACUUGAACAAGGAACCUAAGAACGUUAUAGAGAAAUUACCUGUCGUAACUCCGGAUGUGGCUCAAGUGAUCGAGGAUCAUUGGGACGCUUUUUCGGAUGAGAAAACAGGAUUUCAAACAGAUUUUGUGGAGGUAGAACAUGAACCUGAACUAGAUAUCGAUCCUUUCGAUACGACAUUUGCUGAGAAUAUCUUGCCAGGGAAAGCUGAGCUCAAGCAAAUUGAAAGUGAAGUUCUGAACGCACAAUUUGAGAUCGAAGUAAAACCGAAACAGGAAAAACUUCUACAUAUUCUGAAAAAAUUGAGCCUCAGUGAAGACGGAACAAAGGAUAACGUAACAGAUUCAAGCUUGAAGAUCAAGGAAGGUAACAGGGACCUUCUUGGAGGAAGCAACACUGAUUUGAACAAUCUAAACCAACCCUUAACUCCAGCAGCACAAAUCGACGACAGCUAUAUCGAGUACUGCGAUCCAUUUGACACCUCCAUUGUUGAGUCCGUGAAGAAACCAGGACAGGCGGAACUGAAGUUUAUCGAAAAGGAACUACUUGCCGAUAUACAGAAAGAACAAGCUCCUGAUUUGAGUGACGAUGAUUUCAAUCCAAGAGCGGAGGAAAUAAAGGAGAUACCUAGAGAAAGAUCUGUGUCGAGACCUGAUGUCCUCAACGUUGUGAGCUCGAAGUCAGUCUGUUUUGAUACAGCAGUACUAUCCGAUAAAGAUUACAUUGGAAUACCAACUAAUAAUACUAGACUCGGAAAACCACCAACGCCAUUCUACGUUAGGAAAAACUCUGUUCCAGGAGCUCCAGAGGAAGACAUUUCUCCUGACCCGAUUGAGACUAAUACUGUUGAUUUUGGUGGUAGUGGUACUAUAUCGAAAAGUGCCACUGAGGUACCAGCUGUAUUUCCUGAAACUAACUUGAACGAUUUCGACGAAUCCGAAAAUAAUUUCGAUCCUUUCGAUACUUCCAUAGCUAAUAACGUCAUAUACAGUACUAUACAAUAAAAUAAAAAUAUGGAAGUGAAAGGCGCUAAUCCCUUUCUAUUCGCUGAAGAUGAUCACACUUCCCCAUCCUCCGGAUCAUCUAAUCCGUUUCUCAUGGAUACUGACACAUAUGCUGAAAAUGAACAGAACGUUUUCGCAUCAGCCGCUACGAAUCCUUUUGCAUUCGAUCCAAUGGAUCUUGGAGAAGUCGAUGGUGGUCAGAACGUUUUUGGUGACAAUUCUUUUGGUGCUAAUGAAACUCCAUUUUCCACUCACAGUAACCAGAUACCAUCUGGAGAUCAGAUCAUGGCUCAGGCAACUAUAACCAUAAAUUCGAGCAAUCAGGACUUUUUUUCACUCUCUGAUAACGACUUUGCAGCCUCCACAAAUAAUUAUCCUCCUCCAAUGAAACCAACAGAUCUCAGUCUGAAAACGACGAAUGUUGUUGACCCAUUCAUUGCCGAAAAUUCUAGACAACCACCUUCAAAGGAGACUCAGGAUCUCCUUAUGUCAGUUAUGGGUGCGAUGGAUGCCACAAGUUCGCAUUUGCUGAAUAAAAUACCGCCGACUAGAUCACCCAGUCCUGUAUCAAUGAGAGAUCUGCAUUCACCAAGUCCAACUCCCGAAAUGUUUGGGGAUCUCUUAGAUGUUGGGGAAUCGACGCAAACUUCAAGAACUCCUGAACAUUCCAAGAAAGAGGACUUGUUCGACAGUUCGACUAAUCUUUCCUGUGAUAUCAAUCAGAAUCCAUCGGUUGUCAAGCAACCUCCGCCAAAACCUCCACCUCCGCGCCCUGCUCCACCAAGGCCGGCUCCACCUUCGUUUGUACAAGCUCCUCCAAAGCCACCUCCUCCGAAACGUGAACCACCUGUGACAUCGCAAGAUCAUUCAUCCAUGAACAAUGAUAAUGAUAUUUGUUUAUUUGGUGUUGAUGGUACUCUUCCAAAGAAGGCUCCUGCAACAACAGAGGACAUACUUAAUCUAUACAAUACAGCUAAAAGUGAGAAAAAGGUUGAUUUACUCAGUGGAUCGGAUGAAGCCUUGAACGUUGGAGCUGUCGAUAAUUACCCCCAAAGUUCUUCAAAUUCAAUUCUCACAUUUGAAACCUCACAGCCUCAAGUAGGCAAGGAAACUUUCGUAGAAUCGGUACAAGAGCCAAUGACCCAGGAUAAUUUCAUAUCUCCAGAGAUAUCCCAGGCUGAUGUCCAGAUGGAUACUAGCGAAAGUCAUAGCAAGGGAUCUGUAUCAAGUGUUACUUUCAAUCCCUUCGCCACUUCAGAGGAAAUGCAAGAAAUGAGCGCUAAGGAAGAAGAUGCUUCGUUGCAGGAAAGUACCACCUUCCAGACAGCAGACGCUCCAAUGGUGCCAACAAAUUAUCAAGAAACUUCCACAGCUGAUGUUCCAUUCACACAAAUUACGGAAAACAAUGACACUUUUGCUAAGGUCUCAGAAUCUCCUGUUCAGUCAGCUCCUACUGAAGAACAUUCUGCCUCAAAUGAUGCGUUUGGAUUUGCAAAUGAGAAACCUUUUGAUUCGCAAAAUGCUUUCGAUAAUGUCGAUCAGGAUUUCAGUGCUUUCGGUGCGGAAAGAAACACCAGUGGCGUAGAUAUGAAUGUGAAAGAUGAUGAAUUCGACGAAUUCGCUCAUAAAUUCGAGUCGGUGGCAUCUGAGAAUCAGGCGACUGAUUCAUUCGCCUGGGGAGGAAGCGGUUCUGCUAGUGCGUUUGGAGAUGUCAGCAGUGGAUUCGAAAGUGCAGCUUGUGGUUUUGAAGCAGAUGAACCAUUUGAUUCAUUUCUGGCUCUACAAGAGCCUCCCAGUGUACCACAGAGCACUCCAUAUGUUCUUAGCAAACAGCCGUCUGCUGAUUCUGAUGAAGAUAGGGAUUUCUCAGUUUUUAUCAAACCGAAAAAUGACGACGAUGUUAUUGGUGGAAUGGGAGUUGCCAUGCCAAUUUUGGCACCUCCACCCACAGUUCAACAAGCCUUCAGUGACACGUCUCCAAGAUUCAAUCCUUUCGAUCAAAGCGAAACCUUCACAGCAGCUGAACCUGUGAAGCCUCCUUCCCUUCCUCUGGAUGGAGCUCCACCAUUAGAAAGAAGUGGAUCGCAAGAGACGCCUCCCACUCCACUUUUCGACGAAGACGUAUCGCAACCACUAGAACCGUUCCCGAGAAGCACUUUCACAGGAGAAGGAUGGGAGAUGCAGCUAAGACAGCCGAACAAGAAGAAAAUAACUGGUCAAAGGUUCUGGAAGAAGAUAUUCGUUAGACUCUUGUAUCAGCAAGAUUGCGUCCUCUUGCAGUUAUUCAAUCAGAAGGACGACAAGGACCCGUUUCAAGAAUUACCGCUACAGCCUUGCUACUCAGUUUCGGAAAUUGGUGCUCAGCAGUACGAUCAGUUCGGGAAGAUAUUCACAUUGAAAUUGCAGUAUAUUUUUUAUAAGGAGAGACCUGGAGUCAGACCGGGGCAAGUUAAGAAGGCUGAAAAAUUAUCGAACAGACUGAGCAAAUUUGCUGCGUAUGCUAUACAAGGAGAUUACGAAGGUGUCAAAGAGUUUGGUAGUGAUUUGAGAAAAUUGGGAUUGCCGGUAGAACAUGCACCCCAGGUAUCACAACUAAUGAAAUUGGGUUCUUUAAAUUAUGAGGAUCUGAAACAGUUUUCAUUCAGCAUAGAGGAAGCUUUGUUUAGACUUCAAGCACAUAGAGAUAGGGCUCUCCACUAUAAAAUGGAAGAAGUGCAGAUAACUGUAGUAGAUGAACUCUAUGUGGAUCAAGAUUCUGAUGGUCACAUUGAGAGGCAGAUUGCACGAGUCAGGUUAUUUUUCCUUGGCUUCCUCACUGGCAUGCCUGACAUUGAACUUGGUGUGAACGAUAUGAGACGUCAGGGUAAAGAAGUUGUAGGUAGGCAUGACAUAAUCCCUGUUGUGACUGAAGAAUGGAUACGUCUAGAAGCAACUGAAUUUCACUCCUGUGUACAACAAGAUGAAUAUGAAAGAACACAUGUCAUCAAAUUCAAACCGCCGGAUGCUUGCUACAUCGAAUUGAUGAGGUUCAGAGUGAGACCACCCAGAAAUCGCGAACUUCCAUUACAGCUCAAAGCAGCAAUAUGCGUGACAGGCACGAAGAUUGAAUUAAGGGCGGAUGUUCUUGUGCCAGGAUUUGCUUCCAGGAAAUUAGGACAAAUUCCUUGCGAAGAUGUGCAAAUUAGGUUUCCUAUACCAGAAUGCUGGAUUUAUCUGUUUAGAGUCGAGAAGCAUUUUAGAUAUGGCUCAGUUAAAUCAGCACAUAGACGUACUGGCAAAAUCAAAGGAAUCGAAAGGAUAUUAGGAACCAUGGAGACGCUUCAAGAAAGCCUCAUCGAAGUUACGUCUGGACAAGCGAAAUACGAGCACCAACAUAGAGCGAUUGUUUGGAGAUGCCCAAGGCUACCGAAAGAAGGGCAAGGUGCUUACACUACUCAUAAUAUGGUUUGUCGUCUGGCACUCACAAGCUAUGAUCAAAUGCCGGAGAAGCUAGCCGAAUAUUGCUAUGUAGAGUUUACCAUGCCAGCCACGCAAGUCAGUCACUGCGUGUGUAGGAGUGUGAGCCUUCAGAAUACGGACAGCGACGAUCCUCCUGAGAAAUAUGUUAGGAACUUAGCUAGACAUGAAUACAGGGUUGGUAUUGAGCACAUAGAGGGAGAAAAUCCCAAUGCUUACGCGAUUGCUACUAAACCAGUGCAUACUGUGAAAGAAGAAAAACCGGCACCUGUUCCAGAGGCUGACUCAAGUAGUGAUAGCGAGUAAAUACAGAGUAUCUUCACUACAAAUUUUGUUAAUAAGAACUAAUACUAGGAUAUUACUCAAACAAUUUUACAUGAGAUUUAAUUAGAGCAUAUCGCGAAUAGAUGUUGUGCAAUAAUAGAUUGUUAUAUGUUUUGCAAUAUAAUUUAUGCAAUUCGUUCGAAACUGUUACGUUUACAAAUUUUUAUCUUUCGUUUUAUUUGUUCAGCGAGAACGCUUCAGUUCAGAAGAACCCUUAUUCCAAUAUAUUAUUUGUUAUGGUUUGUUGUUAUCUUAAAUAUUUGUAUCAUAGUAGAAAUUAUAUAAAAUAUAAUAAUGAACUUAAAAGACAAUAUACUUAAAGUUAUAAAUUCCAGAAUUGUACUUAUAAUAUGCAUAGUUGAUAACUGAAACUGAAUGCUUUUUUUGAUGAAAUAAAUAAACUUAUAAUAAAUUAUAGAGAGGAGGUGUCAACAAAUUCAAGAAGAGAUUUGAUAAUAAUUGUGCAAUGAUCUUUAUUUUAUAUCUUAUAAAUGGGAUGUUGAUGGAAUUUUCCAUUUAUUGAUAUGGGAUAUUUUUGACAUACUUAUAGGGUAGAUUAAUAUUUUAAUUUUUGGUCAUAUCAUCGAUGUUUUUUCUUUCGAUUUCGGAGGUGUUAUCAUAACACCUGUACUAGUGUACCAAAGAAAUAGGAAAUAAGGGCAAAAAGAAGUCAUGGAAAUGUUAGGUGAAAUGAUAUUUCUGUUUAUAUAUGUAUCUAACGAGACUGUUCAUAUUUAGCCUUCAGUUGAGUUAAUUUAGGAAAUUAGCAGAGCACAAAAUAAAGAAGUAAUUUAUUGAGUCAAAAACUACUUGAGUGAUGACCAAUAUGAAUAGAGCUACUAAUAUAUAUCGGCAAAACUGUAUAGAUUGAAAGAUGAUACAACAAUCGCGUUGAAUCAUAUAAUUUAUAAAGAUGUAUACUUUAGUUACAAUUACAGUUUAUUUGUGAAUUUUGAGCUUGAGACUGAUAACGUCUCAAGAAAGAAGAGGAAUUCUAGUCACUAAUAUAAGGAUAUGUAAAAAAAUAAUUAUAAUGUAAAUAGUAAUCAUUAGCUUCGAGACCAGAUGAUGAUUUAAUUUGAAGCAAGCUAUCAGUAUUUUCAACCUCAAAUAUCAACAAAUAUUGAAAUUUAUGGACGAAAUUGAAAAUCCAUACUUUAUCGAAACAUUCCACUGAAAAAUAUUCUUUGUUAAGUAAGGCUUAGUUUAGUCAAAAAUGCUACAACAUGACUGGUGUAUAUGAAUUGUAGAAAAGUAUAAUUUGAUGUCGGUUAAGUGUGAGAUAUGAUAAUAAAGAGGGUAUCAAAA
Messenger RNA from Coccinella septempunctata (seven-spotted ladybird), 7210 nucleotides. RefSeq names its product protein stoned-B-like. The record is from RefSeq and is a predicted model, not a curated record. Gene Ontology annotation, biological process: clathrin-dependent endocytosis; synaptic vesicle endocytosis; regulation of endocytosis. Gene Ontology annotation, molecular function: clathrin-cargo adaptor activity. Gene Ontology annotation, cellular component: AP-2 adaptor complex; synaptic vesicle. NCBI's taxonomy places the organism in Eukaryota, Metazoa, Arthropoda, Insecta, Coleoptera, Coccinellidae.